Colletotrichum phormii is the source of this 870-nucleotide messenger RNA. RefSeq lists its product as uncharacterized. The coding region runs from base 1 to 870 and encodes 289 amino acids. Gene Ontology annotation, biological process: lipid metabolic process. The transcript has a single exon. The record is from RefSeq and is a predicted model, not a curated record. Lineage: Eukaryota; Fungi; Ascomycota; Sordariomycetes; Glomerellales; Glomerellaceae.
AUGUCUACCCUAAAUCUUUUCCAGCAGAUCCAUCUGCAAUCCUUGACCGCUAACCUAGCGGGCUCGAUCGUGGGUCCCGAACGGAUUCUCCAGGACGCCAUGGACAUUGCAGCCAAACACAUGGUCAAGAAACACUUGGGUCAGUACGGGUGGGACAUCAACUGGGGUCCCCGAGUAUGGAAGUCUGAGACUUCAAAGUGGUACGAAGGCCUCAACAACUGCUGGAUGGUGAUGAAGGCGCCCAAUGUCGAGUACCCUGACGGAACCAAGUUCGACACCUAUGUUGUGGCGAUUGCUGGUACCGCUGUGCUCUCUAGGGAAGACUGGGUGUACGAGGACUUUGGAGUCAACAAGGUGGUGGACUUCGACUCUUACACCAAAACCUUCAAGAGUGGUUCCGCCGAACAGCCUGUUGGAGUCCAGAAUCCUCCUUUCCGCGACAUUCCGUACGGUGCCUGGGGAACGACCCUCGGUGCUUGGGCAGUCGCAACACAUAACUCGCCGAGUGGAAAUCCAGGAGCUGGCAUAAACCUAUUGAACUAUCUCGCCAACCUCGAGAAGAGCCCUGGAGACUUCCGCGUCAUCUUCACCGGCCACAGUCUCGGAGGUGCCCUUUCGCCCUACCUAUCCCUAGCAACCAAGGCCAACAAUCUCGCUCCGGACGUCGCUGAUGUUGCGGCUGACAUUCUCGCCCUUCCUGCAGCGGGAGCGACACCGGGCGAACAGCUUUUCAGCGACGCCUACUCCAAGUCGUCAAAGGUGAGCGGCCCGGGAGGGUAUCAGUCGUGGAACGCAGACUUUUACAACACCCUCGAUAUCGUUCCCAACGCGUGGUCAACCGACGACACUCAGGACCGAAACCUAGACUAG